AUGCUCUCCGUACAUCGGUCCCCUCGAUCAAUUCUCAACUCCUCGUUCACCUGUACUUUUUUACUACCAUCCUUCUUUCCAAUACGUCGUGGUGACCGCCGAAGACUCACUUCCGCCUUGAGAACUAAGAGAACAACGUCGAUACCCGUAACAUCUACCUCUCCAACCCUUAAUUUCAUACGCCACCAGAGCACGGCCGAAUGGCUCACGAAUAUCAACAUCUCGUUUCCCCCACUCCCGCCCCGCCACGAUACCAAUGCUACUCCCAACGAAACCCGAGAACCUCCCCUCGACCCGCACCAGAAGCGAUUUCACUUACAUGGAGAUCUAAUUCACGACGGCCGUUUUCCAGACCUAUACGGCAUUACCAUGCCUCCCAAGCCUCCAAUCAAGAAUCCACGCUACGAAGACGCCUGGAUAUCGCAUCUCUUUACGGGCCCAUACUUGCCUCCAGAAUGGCGGCGCGAGGCAGAUAUAGUCCCGCCACUAGAUAAUGAGAAACUAUUACUUUUUCUGGAGCGCGCGAAAGGCCAUAAACAUGAUAUAAUUACGGAGCUAGUGGUGAGAGGCGAGUGGGCAAUCGCAGUAUGGAUUGUGAGGCAGUUGAUUCAACCGGGGUUCGAGUACCCAGAGGUAGUGAAGAUGCAUUCUGUAUUCGACGAGACACGGGGAUCUACGAUGAUGAAUGGCGACUACGACGUUGGUAGGGCAGAGAAAGAAUACAGUGGUGGGAUUCCGUCGCCCGCAAUUGCAGGGCGCUCGGGAUUGUGGGUAUUGGAGGAUAAAAAGGUCAAAUGGGAUAUUGAAAGACGGAGAAGAGGAUAUGGCGUGGUGCUAUACUCACUCGCUGGGAUGGUCAUAAGAGCCGGGACCGAAAGUGGGGACCGGGGGUACAAGGAUCUGAUGGCGACAGUGAGACAGGUCCUGGCGUAUCUGCACACGGCGGGGUUCAUGCCAGAUUCGCUAUAUGAUAUGGGGCGCCACCCAAGGUUAUAUUUGCUCCGAUCUCGUAUCCUUGCGUCACUGGCCGACGCAAUGUGGCGAGCUCAAGAGGCAAUGGCUGCAGAGGAAGCUGAACGUCUGGGCAUUGUAGGAGAAUACCAAGGCUUCGAAGUCCCCCGAGCCAGACAUCGUUUUGAAGUUUGGGGUGGCGGUACCAAAGAUAUACCCCCACCACCAGCUUCACUGCCGGCUCACAUACGCCAAAAAAAUACCCCGCAAUGGGGCAGCUAUUCUGAAUGUGAGGUCUGGCUGGAGCUCAUACUCACCAUUGUUGUCGAAACAGGGUAUGGACAUGUUGGAGUCGAUGUUUUACGCCACGCUGCCUCCCAGGGUUGGUCUUUCGUCGAUUACCGUGAAUUAUACCCAAACGAAUACACAUCAAAAGCACUACUUUACAUGGCACCCGAGCCUAAAACCGGGCCCUGGCAACUUGAAGGCCACUCGUUGGAUCGCCCGCCGGUCACUACGCAUCCUCUAUCACUGCCUAACACUCUUCUCCCUGGUGUUGUCGACGCAGCUGUGGACUCGACCGCUGAGGGUCGUGGCCUUGAAUCCAUGUUCAUAACGAUCCUCUCAUACGCCCAAUCAUUACCCAUGAAGCGCACGACGCUCCUGAGACUCCUGCGCCAUCCUGCUCUCGUCUGGUCCAAAAAUGCCGAAGUAAUGGCAGCCGGCGCCACCAUCCUCCUCGAAUUCGAGGACGGGGUUAAGGCGUGUAACAUGCUUUACACAGCCCUUAGCCUGCACAUAUCCAAGCAAAACCUUCCAGGGGCUCAAAGAGUGUGGGCGAUUUUGCGCAAUCGCACAAUGAACAUCCAGCAGAUUCCCGACCCACUGCUCGCCCACUACCUCAUGUUCCUCGUGGGCCGCCGAAUGCUGGGUGAUGCAUUUGGACUCGUCAACCCCACCACAGUCGACGGCGAAACGUUCCCACCAAUUAUCCAAGAAAGUGCCUACAACUCUCCCUACCUUGCACCCCCGCUUCUCGCUCUGGCUGUGGCUUCAAAGCGCCAACUGCUGUUUGAUCGUGUCCGCACAGCACUAGCACUCACCGACCCCCGCAGGAUCACGAAGGAAACCUACACCUCCCUCCUGAAAGCAAACCUUGCAUUCGGCGACUCCACCGCCGCCAAAGAUGUUCUCAGCGCGCUCUCCACCUACGGCCACACCAUUGACAGCGUUCUCGUUGGUGUCCUCGUCACCCACGAACUCGAGCGCGACCGCGCCGCCGGCUACGCCUUCGUUGAGUCGGGCGCCGGCGUCAUCCCCUUCGACCCAAGAACCCCGGCUGCCGCCCUAAGAACCGCGGCCGUAAGCAGGCAACCGCCGGGAAGAUGCAGAUCUCGCGAGACGCAUGGAUCUCGGUGCUACGGGAGGCGGUCGCGACCAGGGAUGAGCCGCGGACGAAAUGGGCUAUGGUAA
Morchella importuna is the source of this 2424-nucleotide messenger RNA. RefSeq lists its product as uncharacterized. The transcript is spliced from 2 exons. NCBI's taxonomy places the organism in Eukaryota, Fungi, Ascomycota, Pezizomycetes, Pezizales, Morchellaceae. Bases 1 to 2424 code for a protein of 807 amino acids. The record is from RefSeq and is a predicted model, not a curated record.